Pseudophryne corroboree (corroboree frog) is the source of this 4195-nucleotide messenger RNA. RefSeq names its product zinc finger protein OZF-like. The record is from RefSeq and is a predicted model, not a curated record. Gene Ontology annotation, biological process: urogenital system development; regulation of transcription by RNA polymerase II; embryo development. Gene Ontology annotation, cellular component: nucleus. The coding region runs from base 1258 to 2934 and encodes 558 amino acids. Gene Ontology annotation, molecular function: RNA polymerase II transcription regulatory region sequence-specific DNA binding; DNA-binding transcription factor activity, RNA polymerase II-specific. NCBI's taxonomy places the organism in Eukaryota, Metazoa, Chordata, Amphibia, Anura, Myobatrachidae. The transcript is spliced from 7 exons.
AUUAAAUAAUUAUUAUUUUCUCAUUUUUAUUUCCCCCGAUUUGACAGUAAUCACAAAUACAGAGAAUCUCGAUUUGUCUGUUGAUAGUCCCUUUGGCUUAGACUUCAGCGCUAUACCGGAUUUUAAUAAUAUUUUGGAAUUGGCGCCAGAUUAUGCCACAAAAAUGGAUGAUGCGACGGCUGAUGUUAUUCUACGGGAUAUAUUGAACAAACCUGAUUAUUGUCACAACACAUCUAUACAGAACAGCAAUGUUGUUGAUGAGCAACCGUUUUUCCCACACGCGACAGGGGGUCGUGCUAAAACAUUCGAAUAUAAAGCAGGUAUUACAGAUGAGGCUGUAGCAAUGCGUUAUGCGCCGACGAUACCAUCAGGAUGUGAUUCAGUAGCGCAAAUACACCGUCUUAGUACAAGCGGGAAAAUAUCAAAACGCACAACCGCCGCUGAAACGGAAAGCCAUCAAUUCGCAGCAGCAGAUGAUGCUGUAGCAAGACGCUAUGCUCCUUUGAUACCAACAGUCAGUGAUACAUGCUCGCAGAUACACAGGCCUAGUACAAGCGGGAAAAUAUCAAAACGCACAACCGCCGCUGAAGCGGAGAACCAUCAAUUCGUAACGCCGGCAAUUGUACAUAAGAACGUUGCUAGGUCAUCAGUUAUGGCUGUGCAUAACGGCUGUAUCGUACCGAACAAACGAAAGCCGGCUCGACCAAGAACGAAUGAGAGAAGUCAUAAUUCAACAUUUACAGAUCUGAAAAGAAAAUUGUCAUAUUCCGAAAAUGAUAAGCCACAACGGAGAAGGAUCGCGUUACAAACUGUAUCAUGCAUGGACCCAGUAACAGAGAUACCCCAGAGAGAUGUCCCCGUCCUCUGUAUUCCCAGGAUUGUACAGAGUAGAAUCACAGGAUCCCACAGGAGGAUCAGGCACAACGUCUGUCUGAUAUUAAAAUACAAGGUACAGAGGUAGAAGAAGAGACAUAUGUGACUGAUAUAAAGGCAGAAGAUAUAGAGGAAGAAGAAGAGACGUAUGUGACUGAUAUAAAGGCAGAAGAUAUAGAGGGAGAAGAAGAGACGUAUGUGACUGAUAUAAAGGUAGAAGAUAUAGAGGAAGAAGAAGAGACGUAUGUGACUGAUAUAAAGGCAGAAGAUAUAGAGGGAGAAGAAGAGACGUAUGUGACUGAUAUAAAGGCAGAAGAUAUAGAGGAAGAAGAAGAGACGUAUGUGACUGAUAUAAAGGCAGAAGAUAUAGAGGGAGAAGAAGAGAUGUAUAUGACUGAUAUAAAGGCAGAAAAUAUAGAGGAAGAAGAAGAGACGUAUGUGAGGGGUGAUCAGCAGUGUAAGGAGGAGGAGAUUCCUACAGAUAUCAGCACAGAUGGACACACAAGCAGGAAUAUCUCAGAAGGACAUCUAAUGUUAUCCCCGGAUUGUGACAUAAGAGAUAAUGACAGUAGACAGGAUUCUCCAGGAGAUAACCCCAUUACCCCAAUUAUAUAUCCAGCUCUAUCAGCUGAUCCCCCUGAUCCUGGGAAAUGUUCUCCUGAUCACUCUGAUAUUGGUGUAUCUGUUACAGCUCUGAGAGUAGAUACAGUGUUUCCGUGUUCUAUAGAUGCCAAAUGUUUUACACAGAACACAAAGCUUAUUACCCAUCAUCCAGCUAAGGCAGGUGAGAGGCCAUUUCCAUGUUCUGAGUGUGGGAAAUGUUUUACAAAGAAAUCAGCUCUUGUUACACAUCACAGAAGUCACACAGGUGAGAAGCCGUUUUCCUGUUCUGAGUGUGGGAAAUGUUUUACACAGAAAUCAGCUCUUGUUACACAUCAGAGAAGUCACACAGGUGUGAAGCCGUUUUCCUGUUCUGAGUGUGGGAAAUGUUUUGCAUUGAAAUCAGUUCUUGUUAAACAUCAGAAUAGUCACUCAGGUGAGAAGCCGUUUUCCUGUUAUGAGUGUGGGAAAUGUUUUGCACGGAAAUCACAUCUUGUUAUACAUCAGAGAAGUCACACAGGUGAGAAGCCGUUUUCCUGUUCUGAGUGUGGGAAAUGUUUUGCACGCAACUCAAAUCUUGCUACACAUCAGAGAAGUCACACAGGUGAGAAGCCGUUUUCCUGUUCUGAGUGUGGGAAAUGUUUUGCACGCAACUCAAAUCUUGCUACACAUCAGAGAAAUCACACAGGUGAGAAGCCGUUUUCCUGUUCUGAGUGUGGGAAAUGUUUUGCAUGGAAAUCAGAUCUUGUUACACAUCAGAGAAGUCACACAGGUGAGAAGCCGUUUUCCUGUUCUGAGUGUGGGAAAUGUUUUACAAAGAAAUCAGCUCUUGUUACACAUCAGAGAAGUCACACAGGUGAGAAGCCGUUUUCCUGUUCUGAGUGUGGGAAAUGUUUUACAAAGAAAUCAGCUCUUGUUACACAUCAGAGAAGUCACACAGGUGAGAAGCCGUUUUCCUGUUCUGAGUGUGGGAAAUGUUUUACAAAGAAAUCAGCUCUUGUUACACAUCAGAGAAGUCACACAGGUGAGAAGCCGUUUUCCUGUUCUGAGUGUGGGAAAUGUUUUACAAAGAAAUCAGCUCUUGUUACACAUCAGAGAAGUCACACAGGUGUGAAGCCGUUUUCCUGUUCUGAGUGUGGGAAAUGUUUCGCAUUUAAAUCAGUUCUUGUUAAACAUCAGAGAAGUCACACAGGUGAGAAGCCGUUUUCCUGUUCUGAGUGUGGGAAAUGGUUUACACAGAAAUCAUCUCUUGUUACACAUCAGAGAAGUCACACAGGUGAGAAGCCGUUUUCCUGUUCUGAGUGUGGGAAAUGGUUUACACAGAAAUCAUCUCUUGUUACACAUCAGAGAAGUCACACAGGUGAGAAGCCGUUUUCAUGCUGUGAGAGAAAUAAAUCCGCUCUUGUUGAACACAUUAGACAUUACCCAAGUACGGAACCAUUUAAAUCUUCUGGAGUAUAAUUAUCACUGUCAUGCAAUGUUCCUCAAGGGUGAAUCCUAUUUCCUAUGCUUUAUAAAAUAUACAUGCUAGCACUGGGUGAUAUAAUCAGACGUCAUGGCCUGGUCUACCACUGCUAUGCAGAUGACCUGCUUUUUGCUCCAUGUACUGAGAACCUAAUACCAAUAAAUGGUUGUCUAGCUGAGCGCCAGGGGUGGAUGAUGCCAGUUGGCUGUGACUCAGUCUUUGUGAAACAUAAUAGAAGCUCCCCAAUAAAGGACAAGACUUUACCAACCAUCUGGAUUUAUGCUUUGGUGUUCAGAAUCGCAAAAUACUGAACGUGUGCUGAAUCUUUGUGUUGUCCUAGUAUGUGGCUGACACAGACAUCAGGUAUCUGCCACAUACUAAUCCUCAUUCUUCCAUCUGUGGACCAUAGCCAGAAUCAAACACUUGAUUCCCUCGGAAGUUCAUAGACUACUGCAAUGCCAUCUACCUGGGUCACCCAGCAAAAUAAUUACAGAGCUUGCAGAUAGUACAUAAUGCAGCAGCCAAGCUGUUACCUAACCAGCCCGUUCCUGCCACAUAACACCCAUUCUCUGCUCCCUUCACCGGCUGCCUGUAAGAUGACAAAUCUAUUUCAUAAUUGGCUAACUGACCUUCCCAGCCCAACAUUACAUGGUCCAAGGUGCUAGAAGCAGCUUCUGCCUCCUUACUGCCCUGCUUGCUUGCUUCUACAGAUGAAGGACUGUUACCAGCAGUACCAAGAAUCUCCUGUCAUUCAUUUAAGGGUCAAAUUUUUAACUUUGCAGCCCUUACCAUGGAACGUACUGCCUUGCACAGUCCAAGAGACCACCACUCUAGAGAACGUCACAAAUAGACUGAUGACUGCUACUCACGCUUUUCAUUAAUGUACCUCUAUUUACUUCCUAAAUAAUACAUCCUAAAUGCUUAGGUCUUUUUUCUGCUGUUUAUUUUGUGUCUUGUGCUUUGUGUAAAUGUGAAUGUCUAAUACCAGUUUGCACAAUCUGUAUUGCUACACGACAAUAUGGCGGCCAUUGGAACGUGUUUUCACUUCUAGUUUGCCUAACUUGUUGCAGACACUCAUCUUGAUCAGGAGUGCUGAGUGUUUUCUGAUACAAGAUCCUAUCCAUAUAUACCCUGUACAUUACCAUGUGCAUUAGAGUCACCCGGGUUCCAUCUGCGGUGGUUUGUUGUAUGUUACAUCUAUAUGGUGCGGAUACUCCUAUGUAUGAUUUCAUAAUAAAAGCUUUUGUUUGCAUCUAA